CACGCAGCAAUAUCAAAUAUGUAAUUAUUUUUUUUUUGAUUAGUCUGUACACUCCUAUAUGGGGUGUUGGGUGAGGAUAAUGUGCAGUUAACCUUUUCGUGAUGCCAGGGCACAGUUAGCACCAUCCGAGUUUGAGCCAGCUUCUCCUGUGCCAGGCACGGGGCAAUAAAUACUCUGACACAAGGUUACUGAAAAAUGGCUUUACUGAGGCAGAAUAGAUGGUCAAAUCUGUUACAGCUUUGAUUGGUGCAAAGACUGAAUGACUCUUCAAAAGAACAUACAGCGUUGCGAUGUCUCUGAUCCCUGACCUGUUCUCUGCUGCUAAACAACAUCUGAAAGGAUGCAAAAAGUCUUUUGCACUAAGGCUUGCUGCUCAAAUCCUGGCUGUAGAGUGUGGCUUAAAGCCAUGCUUCCUUUAUGACUUAAGUGCAGCGGACAUCCUGCAAGUCCAAAGAUAUCUCAAGGAGCUUCAUCAGAUUGGUUUCAUUCAGGGGCCUUUACAUAUUAUUAACGUGGAAGGAACUAUACUUAUCAUCAAUGUGCCAAGGGCAGCCUCUUACUUAGCGAUGCUUCUAAAUAGUAGGGAGUUACAUGUAAUAGAUGUCUCUGCUACACUCAGCCACCCUGAAGUGUUGGCCCAAGAUCGUCUUGGGAGUAUACAGUCCCAACUUUCUGACCUACUGACACUGCUAACACCUUACCAGAGUGAGCUACCAGGAACCAUUUCUGUGGCGGACAUCCCUUCUACAGAGUGGAAUCUGUGCACCAUAUUUGGUUUCCUCCUGCAUUACCCUACUGUCUACUGGUUUGACACCACCAGGAACUUUGAGAACUGUUUGUCAUUUGCGCCACUGAAACAUGUCUCUGUAGAGACUACAUGUUCCACAAUAGGACUCCAUAAACUGCAGGUAUAUUCUUUCAGUAUUCCAGAGUCGGUCUACCAUACUGUGCAGUUGUUUUUACAGGCCUGGACUGAGAGUUUAAAGGACACAUUUGGUGGACAAUGUCACUUUACAGACCUGAACAUUAUUAUGGAAACAGUAACAUUACCAGCUGUGGCUCUCUGAUAGAAUAUCAUUGGAGAAACAUUUCUCUCAGGAUAUACUGCUUUUACCCACAUUUUUGAUGAAUGUGCUGGAAGAAAUACAAUUUGUAAGAUUCACCUUUACUAAAAGACACCAUCUCGUA
Molecule: messenger RNA, 1188 nt
Organism: Hyla sarda
Lineage: Eukaryota; Metazoa; Chordata; Amphibia; Anura; Hylidae
Gene: C2H1orf74
Product: chromosome 2 C1orf74 homolog
Exons: 2
Coding region: 291-1067 (258 amino acids)
Source: RefSeq, a predicted model, not a curated record